Molecule: messenger RNA, 531 nt
Organism: Capsicum annuum
Lineage: Eukaryota; Viridiplantae; Streptophyta; Magnoliopsida; Solanales; Solanaceae
Product: BURP domain-containing protein BNM2A-like
Exons: 1
Coding region: 1-531 (176 amino acids)
Source: RefSeq, a predicted model, not a curated record
AUGGUUGAAGGGAAUUCCCAAUUACCCCCGCAGUUCUAUAAACAAGGAGCAGAAGACAAUCAUCAACGAGCUCUAAAAGAGAAUGAACAAAUCGACUCAUCAUCCCAUAUGGAUCAUGUCCAUCCUUCUCUACGAAGCUUCUUCCUUAUAGAUGAGUUGAAGUUGGGGAAAGCAAUUACUGUCUCCUUUCCAAGAAGGGAUUUUUCUUCUUCGCUUCAAUUCUUACCCAAAGAAGUGGCCAAUUCCAUUCCAUUUUCACUGAAGGAACUCCCAAACCUUCUUCAACGUUUAUUGUUCUCUAAAGACACUCCACAAGCAACAGCCAUGGAAGUUACAUUGAGAAUAUGUGAAGAUUCACCCAUAAAGGGAGAGACAAAGUACUGUGCCACAUCCGUGCGUGGAGGCAAUGCUCGAUUUUGUGCAAGGAAUCUUGGGAGAAAAAACACAACUAAUUUCUCAGAGGACUCAAAUACCCUUCUUCUUCAAAACUAUACUAUUUUGGAUGCUCCACAAGAUGUUGCAGCUCCUUAG